Molecule: messenger RNA, 851 nt
Organism: Drosophila serrata
Lineage: Eukaryota; Metazoa; Arthropoda; Insecta; Diptera; Drosophilidae
Gene: VhaPPA1-2
Product: Vacuolar H[+] ATPase PPA1 subunit 2
Biological process (GO): proton transmembrane transport
Cellular component (GO): proton-transporting V-type ATPase, V0 domain
Molecular function (GO): proton-transporting ATPase activity, rotational mechanism
Source: RefSeq, a predicted model, not a curated record
AUCAUUUGGAACAUGUCUAAAAAAGUCCGGUAAUGUAGUAUAUUUUUUAUACAUUUAAAGCUCUUGAUUUAAGAGCGGGUUUUGGCAGUUUCGUAACGAAUAUAGAAACCAAAAGUUUUAUGUAACUUUGAUUUAUUAAUCAAAAGGUAUUCGUCAAACUGAAGAGAGAAAUCAAACGUGGGCUUCAAAAUGAGAUUUGCAACUAUUUUCGGGUUGUUCGUCGUUGGUGGUUUCUUAUUGGUGACUGGUUGUGUAAUAAUGGCAAACGUGAUGACUGGAACUGGUGAGCGGAUGGGACUCGGCUGGCUUCUGUACACAUCAAGUCCCUUUUUGUGGGCCGGCCUGGGCAUUUUCCUCUCUUGCUCCUUGUCCGUCGUGGGCGCUGCCCUCGGCAUUUACAUGAUUGGCACGAGCGUUUCCGGUGGAGGAGUCCGAUCGCCGCGAAUCAAGACAAAGAAUCUCAUAUCGGUUAUUUUCUGUGAGGCAGUGGCCAUAUACGGCCUGAUCACGGCCAUCCUGCUGUCCGGAUGCGUUCAGGAGUUUUCGACGAUACGAAUGUUUACGGUGAGAAGUGUAUUAGAGAAUAAUAUGUUCUCAGGAUUUGCUGUUUUCGGCGCUGGCCUGUGCGUCGGAUUGGUUAACAUAGCCUGUGGCGUUUGCGUCGGUAUCGUCGGGUCUGGAGCUGCUCUUGCCGAUGCUGCGAAUUCGGCGCUGUUUGUCAAGAUUCUCAUUGUGGAGAUUUUCGGCUCGGCCAUUGGUCUGUUUGGAUUGAUCGUGGGAAUCUACAUGGUAUCCAAGGCCGAGAUGAUUAAAUAAGCAAAUAAAGCCAAGAGUUUACAACUGAAAAGCUA